Messenger RNA from Helicoverpa armigera (cotton bollworm), 5231 nucleotides. Its product is annotated as solute carrier family 12 member 9. The coding region runs from base 223 to 3027 and encodes 934 amino acids. Lineage: Eukaryota; Metazoa; Arthropoda; Insecta; Lepidoptera; Noctuidae. The transcript is spliced from 20 exons. The record is from RefSeq and is a predicted model, not a curated record. Gene Ontology annotation, molecular function: potassium:chloride symporter activity. Gene Ontology annotation, cellular component: membrane. Gene Ontology annotation, biological process: chloride transmembrane transport; cell volume homeostasis; potassium ion homeostasis.
CUGUCUAUUCUCUGUCAAAUGUCAGUUUCUAACUAAUUUUGUAUUCAGGACUUCUGGAUUUUGUGUAUGUGGUGAAAAUAAUACACUUUGUUAUUGAUUUCUGUGUUAAAUAAACAACAAAUAUAACUAUUACGCGACCAUGAUAUGAGCACUAACUCACCAAAUAAUCAAGAAGAGUAGUUUUAAUCAUUUGACUAAACAACAAACGUGACGAGGCCAAUCAUGGCUGAAACUUUGGACCCGCUGUCACCAAGCCUGAAUAAUACAGGACGAGGGGAUUCAGGCAUUGUGCAGAAAUUGAGGAUGAGGAUUGGCAGAGGAGGACCAGUGAACAGGCCUGUUGGAGAAGGAUAUGUGGAGUUCGGAGAGUUCAGGACGGAACGGCCGGGUAUCAAGAAGGUGGGCACAUUCGCCGGAGUCUUCUGUCCUGUCGUGCUAUCCAUGUUCAGCGCUUUAGUCUUCAUUCGAAUGGGUUACCUAGUAGGCAACGCGGGUCUGUUGGUGACUCUAGGCCAGUUUGGGCUGGCCUACCUGAUCGUGAUAUUCACGGUGACGUCCAUCUGUGCCAUCUCUACUAACGGGGCUGUUGAAGGCGGGGGCGUUUAUUUCAUGAUAAGCAGGACCCUAGGUCCUGAGUUCGGAGGAGCAGUCGGCACACUGUUCUUCUUCGCUAACGUGGUGUCCAGUGCUCUUUGUAUCUCCGCCUGUACUGAAGCGCUAGUUGAGAAUUUUGGAGAAAAUGGUUACCUGGUAGGAUCCCACACAGGUAUUCCAGACGGCUGGUGGUAUCGCUUCCUGUACCGUUCGGGGCUAAAUGCUAUCGGGCUAGGCGUUUCCCUGGCCGGGGCGUCACUCUUCGCCAGGACCAGCCUCGCUAUAUGGAUGACCAUGCUGAUCUGUCUCGGAAGUGCUUUCAUCAGCUUCUUUGUGACUCCUCUUGCGUUGAUUGACAAACCAGACACGAACCACAUCGUGAACACCACAGCGUUUUACUACACAGGCUUAAAUUCCACCACGUUAUACGACAACCUGUACCCUCAAUAUGGAAGGGAUUACACCACCACUGACGGACAGAUGGUGGACUUCGCGUCAGUGUUCGGGGUCCUGUUCACUGGGGUCACUGGGGUCAUGGCGGGGGCUAAUAUGAGUGGUGAACUGAAGAACCCGUCUCGCAGCAUCCCAUUCGGUACACUAGCGGCUCUUCUCUUCACGUUCGUGUCGUACAUCGCUUUGAGCUUGCUGACGGCUGCCACGUGUACUAGAGACCUGUUGAUCAAUAACUACGUGUAUCUGUUACCUAUUAAUAUAUGGCCGCCUUUUAUUGCUGUUGGUAUGCUGAUGGCCACAUUUUCAGCUGGUCUGUCAAACUUGAUCGGUGCUUCAAGAGUGUUAGAAGCGCUAGCGAAAGAUAACAUUUACGGUUUCCUCCUCCGUCCGAUGGUCUCCCGGUCAGGCAACCCAGUCCUCGCUGUGAUCACGUCCUGGCUGCUAGUCCAGGUGGGCAUCAUGGCAGACUCUCUGAACGCCAUCGCUCAGGUCAACUCCGUACUCUUCAUGACCAGCUAUUUCGCUAUUAAUCUGGCGUGUUUGGGCUUGGAUCUCGCUUCUGCACCUAAUUUUAGGCCAACAUUCAAGCAGUUCUCCUGGCACACGUCCCUGCUCGGCCUACUAGGCUGUGCGGGCAUGAUGUUCGGUCUCCGAGCUGUGUACGCAUGCGGGGCAGCACUCGCAUGCGGGUCCCUGGUGGUGGCGCUGCAUCUGCUGUCGCCGGCCGCGGCUGACCCUACGUGGGGCUCGCUUAGUCAGGCUUUGAUAUUUCAUCAGGUUCGUAAAUACCUGCUGCUGCUAGACCCUCGUCGCGAGCACGUGAAGUUCUGGCGUCCUCAGAUGCUGUUACUCAUCGCCUCACCGCGCCAGUCUGCACCGCUCAUAGACUUCGUUAAUGAUCAGAAGAAGGGCGGUCUAUUCGUGGUGGGUCACGUCCGUGUCGGUGAGCUGGACGGCGCGGGAGACCCGCUCGCUGCCGAGCACAAGUACUGGCUCAAACUCAUCGAUCAUCUCAAGGUGAAAGCCUUCGUAGAGCUAAGCCUGUCAUCAUCAGUACGUAGCGGCGCGGCGCAGCUAGCGCGGCUGGCGGGGCUGGGCGCCAUGAAGCCCGACACCGUACUCCUCGGCUUCAGGGAUACGGCGCCACCCACCGACUGGUUCCAAGACCCCUCAUCCCCGUACAAGACGGACAUUUUCGACCUAGAAUCCGGCGAAACAGUGUUCCCGUGCCGCAAGCCGACGGACGUCCGUCUGUCGGGCACGGAGUACGUGCGCAUCGUGUCGGACGUGCUGUCCGUCAAUAAGAACGUCUGUCUGUGUCGGCACUUCCAUAAGUUAGAUAUGGGCAAUGUUGAGCGCAAAUCAGCCACCCUGCAAUACAUAGACGUCUGGCUAGUAGAAGUCCUCUCCCCGUCGUGCGAGGAGGCGUUCACAGUGCGCGGCUUGUUCGCUCUGCAGCUCGCAGCGGUGGUGCGCAGUGCUCGAGGCUGGCAGCACCUGCGACUGCGUCUGCAUGCUGUGCACGUGCCCGCGCAGCCGCCUACUACGAUACAUGAAGCGGGUCGCACGGUUACGGUAGGCGAGCACUCUGCGCUGGAGUCGCUGGGCGCCGGCCGCCCGCUCGAGGAGAGGCUCGACAAGCUGCUCAAGCUGCUCAGAAUUAACGCCACUAUACAUAUUGUGACAGAGUGGCCUAAAUUAGAUGAAUACAGCAGAUUUUCAAAUGACAAUGAUAACAGCAUGUACCAACGAGUGCCUGUCGCUUAUUUACAAAUCGUGAACAACAUAAUAAAGCAGCGCAGUUCUCAAGCGACGGCGGUGACGUUCGUGCAGCUUCCCGCGCCGCCCAAACUCACCAACACCAACGCUGAUGACUCUGUUUGUGAACAUUAUUUGAAGGUGCUAGACGAAUUCACGAAAGAUCUUCCGCCCACCAUUUUAGUAAGGGGUUUGAAAUCAGUCACAUCAACCGCGCUAUAACUCAUCAGUAUCUGUGACGUAUUUAGCAGAUCUCUACAGUCGUCGCCAAACUUUAUGGCGUCUCGCAACUAACUUCAGAAUACAGGUAGGAGCAUUAUAACCAUUUACGCGCUUAACCUUUAUAAGGUAUGUAGGUAUCACCUAAUAAAGGUUUCUGUGCAGACGACAUUAAGAUUGGCUAGACUUUUACCUGAAUUAUGAUCUAGACAAAUGGACCAAUUUGUAGACGUACUCAGUUUUUUAGGUAAUUUUAUAACAGUGCUCACACAUCUAUGCUUCGAUUUGUUUUUUUGUUUAUAUUAUGAUCUAUUUGCCCAUAUAGUUAAAAGGAUAUAAUUGUACAUUGAAAAUCGAUUAUUACACUCCAAUGUAAUUAUUUCAAUUGAAAAUAAAUUCUAGCGAGUUACCAAGUAUAAGCCCUUUUUCUCCGACAACUUUAGUGUCCGAUUAUUUUAAAACUGCUUUUGAAAAUUGAGUCAAGAAUGAUUAGACCGGUUUUUUUAUUUUACUUUGAGAUAAUUUCUAAUUUUCCUUAUUCAAUGGAUGUACCGUAGUUGUGUGCACACUAUUAUAUAUUUUUUAUACUAAUGCUUAUUUCUUAGCAACCGUUUUUGUUUAAAAAUAUGUUUUUAGCGCUGUCUAAACUAUAAUUAAAUCUUAAUAUGCAGUGGGUGUUCAAAUUAUUACAUCUUAGAGAAAGUUUUCUAAAAAAAUGUAUUUAACUUUACUGACUUAUGCUUUGACUUAAUAUGGCAACAUUUUAUUCAGUAGACUGACAAACAAAUGAUUCUAAUUCGAACACCCACUGUAUUAUUUAUAAAAUUCCAUUUAAAGGUGCUAUUUUCUAUUACUAACACUUUUAUUUUCAUCUUCACCAAUUUAUAGGCAAAAAAGCAUAGGUAAAUAUAUCAUCAAUAUUACACAAUCACAUUUACUAGAUAAAAAAUCGAUUUUAGAUAGAUCAAUUCGAAAGAAGCCUUAAAUUCUUACGUAUAAGGUAUAUAUUCGCUUAUUUUUGUUUGCCUUAUCUAUCUCGAAUUUCGCUAUUAUUUGUAUAUUUUUGAAAACUGUGUUGAGGAGGUCAGAUAAGCAGUUGCUCCUUAUAAAGCACUGGUACUCAGCUGCAUCUGGUUAAACGGGAAGCCGACCCCAAUAUAGUUGGGAAAAGGCUAGGUCGAUGAUGUUUUAACGCGACUGCUACAAAAGGGAUAUUUUCAUUCAUGAAAGUUGGGAAUAAAUCACUUUUAUCAUUUUCUUAUAAUUUCGUUACUAUUAUUAAUUUAACCAAGAAAUGUCCAUUAAUUGGUUCUCGGUAUUAAUUUAAACUAUGUGACAUUUUUCGGUUGAAAUUCAGACUUCUAUUAAAAUUCUUUGACAAUUCCUAAAUUGACUUUUAUUUAGUUCAGUUACUUUUACUUUUGUAUGCCAAUAUGUUUAGUAUUUGAUAUUAUUAUGAUUAGUUUUUGUAAUAAAUAUGACAAUUAUGAUUUAUCCAUGUAUUUCUUUGUAUCCUGUUUCAGUCUUAUUAAUAAUCCCGGAUUAAAGUUACUCCAAGUCAUAAGAAAGGAGGUAUCAAACAUUUUUAAACUUGGAUUAACUUUACUCCGCUAUUAAUAAGAUGUUUUGUGAUCUUUUAUUUAUUUUAUUUGACUAUUAUAUCAAGAUAUAAAAAAUGUAUAAUUAUAUUAAUUUGCUUGUUUUUGUCACUGUUGGCUUUUUAUUGCUUACUCAAAAGUUUUCCCUUUUUAAAAAGGCCUAAUACUUGACAAGAUGUCUGUGAGUUUCUAUAAUAGCUUGUCUCCUAGGGUGCGCUUAGACGAAAUGAACCAACUAGAACAUUAUAUCGCAGCAUUUAAGCAUAUUAUUUCCCUUUUAAAUUAUUCUAACUAAUCAUUUGUAAGCGUUCGUUUAUUUGGUUAAAACACAACCUUUUCAUGUUAGCAUUUGUAUAAUCUUUAUUUCGCUUUGCACUUAUAAUAUAAACACUUAUAAUAAGUAGAUAGAAAUAAAUCACUUAGAUAUUUGAAUAUAAGUGCACCACACAAAGCAAGCACCAAAUUAUUUUUAUAUAAUAAAUAAAUCAAUUAUAUUUGUGUAUAUUAUUAAUUAUUAAUAUAAUGAUGUUUAUUGCAAUUAAGUGUAAUUUUAAAAGCAGUAUUUUAUGGCAAAUUGUGAUAUGACAAUAAAUCAUUGUAUAUUUUUAA